ACAAAAAGCACGCGAUAUAUAGUUAUUAAACAAUACGAUGUCUAUCAGACAAAAAGCACGCGAUAUAUAGUUAUUAAACAAUACGAUGUCUAUCAGACAAAAAGCACGCGAUAUAUAGUUAUUAAACAAUACGAUGUCUAUCAGACAAAAAGCACGCGAUAUAUAGUUAUUAAACAAUACGAUGUCUAUCAGACAAAAAGCACGCGAUAUAUAGUUAUUAAACAAUACGAUGUCUAUCAGACAAAAAGCACGCGAUAUAUAGUUAUUAAACAAUACGAUGUCUAUCAGACAAAAAGCACGCGAUAUAUAGUUAUUAAACAAUACGAUGUCUAUCAGACAAAAAGCACGCGAUAUAUAGUUAUUAAACAAUACGAUGUCUAUCAGACAAAAAGCACGCGAUAUAUAGUUAUUAAACAAUACGAUGUCUAUCAGACAAAAAGCACGCGAUAUAUAGUUAUUAAACAAUACGAUGUCUAUCAGACAAAAAGCACGCGAUAUAUAGUUAUUAAACAAUACGAUGUCUAUCAGACAAAAAGCACGCGAUAUAUAGUUAUUAAACAAUACGAUGUCUAUCAGACAAAAAGCACGCGAUAUAUAGUUAUUAAACAAUACGAUGUCUAUCAGACAAAAGCACGCGAUAUAUAG
This is a messenger RNA of Lottia gigantea (owl limpet), 645 nucleotides long. RefSeq lists its product as hypothetical. The annotation marks the transcript as partial. The transcript has a single exon. Lineage: Eukaryota; Metazoa; Mollusca; Gastropoda; Lottiidae. The record is from RefSeq and is a predicted model, not a curated record.